Messenger RNA from Lethenteron reissneri (Far Eastern brook lamprey), 3422 nucleotides. RefSeq names its product sal-like protein 2. The record is from RefSeq and is a predicted model, not a curated record. Lineage: Eukaryota; Metazoa; Chordata; Hyperoartia; Petromyzontiformes; Petromyzontidae.
AGGCCUCUCCAGGCUCUCCAGGCUCUCCAGGCUCUCCAGGCUCUCCAGGCCUCUCCACUGCGGCGGGGACGAGGGGAUGGAGGAGGAGGAGGGGAGUCUGAAUGGACGAGACGUGGUUGAGGCUCACCGUGGUGACUCAGGACUGAGAGGUGCCUCUUCCCGGAGCCCGGCCCAGGUGGAGGUUGCCUUGGAGGAGGACGACGACGACGCCGAUGCCGACGACAGCGGCGACAACGACGAUGACGACGACGAUGAUCAGAGCGAUGCCGGGAGGCCGCCGGGCCUGGCGCUCCGGGGGGCCGCGUCCGGCCAGGCGCCCAGCCAGGCAUCCAGCCAGGCCUCCAGCCAGGGGACCAGCCAGGGGACUAGCCAGGCGUUCAGCCAGGCGUUCAGCCAGGCGUCCAGCCAGGCGCCCAGCCAGGCGCCCAGCCAGGCGCCCAGCCAGGCGUCCAGUGGGUGUCGCCGCUCGCCCCUGCGAGCUCGCCCCUCCGCGGCGAGGAGACGCCACCACGACUCCUCCUGCUCCUCCUCGUCGUCGUCGUCAUCGUGGUUCGCCAGCGGCGAUGUGGACUUGGUGUGCGAGGAGUGUGGGAUGUGCUUCGGGGAUCCCCUCUUCUUCGACCGGCACCGGCGGCUGCACAGGCGAUCGGGGAGCGGCACGGAGCCGCCGCCGACACCGCCCGGUGACGGUGACGGUGGCGGCCGCCCCCUGGGAGACGGAGCUGCUCCCAUCGGAGUCUCCCAAGCGGAGCAGAAUUCCAGGGGGCCUGCCGGGAACGAGCCGGAGCCACCGCUGCUACCGCCGCCGCUGCUGCCGCAUCGUCGGCAUCGGCAUUGUCGGCAUCGUGAUCCUCGUCAUCGGUGUGACCCCUGCCGCCGCCGCCGCCAGCAGCAGCGGCAGCAGCAGCAGCAGCAGCUGCAGCGGGCGACGGUGGAGUGGCUGUGGCAGUGCAACGAGUGCAAGUGCGGAUUCCCCACCAUCGCCGUGCUCAAGCGACACCUGCGGGCGCACGACGAAGACGACGCCACCGGCACCGGCACCGUGCGGGGCGAGCCGGCGCAGCAGCAGGCGCACUUCACCAUGAUCGCCUACGCCGGACACGGGCGCCUGCGGACGCCGGCGCCGGGGGUCGGCACGGACGCGGGGACGGGGGCGGCGGCGCGGGGACAGGGGCCGGGCGGUGGCGGUGGUGGUGUCGGUGGUGGUGGUGGUGGCGGUGGAGCGAGAGACGGAGGGCCAUCGGCCCUGGUGAAGCUGGAGGGCGUGGAAGGGGAGGACCGAGCCCAGGGGCACCCCUCGGAGACAGGGCCCCCCCCCCCAGGGGGAACGGGGGAGGGGUCGGUGGUGGGGGCCGGCUGGGGCCCACAGCCGGCGCCGGCAGUCAGCAAGAUCGGCAGGCGACCGAUGACGCUGCCCCAGUGCCUGCAGAUCAUCGCGCUGCUGGACCGCCGGUGGUCGCAGGACUCCAUCGCCCGGCUCUUCGGCACGUCGCAGUCUCGCAUCUCCCGCAUCAACUGCAGCCGCCGCCUCAUCCUUGACGCAGCCCGGGAGAAGGGGGGGGGCACCGGGGGGGGAGACUCCACCGCCGCCACCACCGCCGCCACCACCGCCGCCAUCACCACCGCCACCACCACCACCGCCACCACCGCCACCACCGCCAUCACGGCGGCGAGGGACGGCACCGGCAGCCGCUACGCCUGCGCCCGCUGCGGCUCGGCCUUCUUCACGCCGGCCGAGCUGGGCCAGCACCAGCGUGGCGGCGGCGGCAGCUGCGGCGACAUGUGGCAGUGGCGCUGCGACUCGUGCGGCGAGCGCUUUGUGCUGCUGGCGCACCUCAAGGACCACCAGCACGCCCGCCACGGCGCUCGCCAGCGUGGGGCCCGGGGAGGCCGCGAGGGUCGGGCGGCCGAGCCGGUGCCGGCGCCGCAGUACACGCUCGUCUCUAACUUCGGGCCACCGCGGUGGGGGGGCGGCGCUGGCGGCCUCGGGGCGCCGGCGGUGGUGGGGGGCGAGGGGGACACGGCCGGAGAGCGGUGGCAGCGGCAAGAGGGGAAGGAGGAGGAGGGGGGGGAGGAGGAGAUGUCUACAGACAGCUCCUCCACCCCGAGCGGCGUGCUCACAGAGAGGGGAUCCGGCAAAGUGAAGGAGGAGGGUCCCUCCAUGCGGACGACGGUGGCGGUGAAGGUGGAGCGCCAGGAUGACGGUUACGACGUGGGAGAGGCAGAGGCGAUGGCGGCGCUGGGUGGCGACGGUGGCCUCCCGGUGAAGGAGGAGGAGGUGAUGGGGGAGGUGGUGAAGGAGGAGGAGGUGGUGAAGGAGGAGGAGGUGGUGAAGGAGGAGGUGAUGGGGGAGGAGGAGGUGGUGAAGGAGGAGGUGAAGGAGGAGGUGAUGGGGGAGGAGGAGGUGGUGGAGGAGCAGCAGCAGAGGCCUGCGGAGGUGGUAGUGGAGUUGGAGGACACGAGGAAAGGCGCCGGCAAGGGCCGCCACGCUUGCCCCGACUGCGGCCGCCGCUUCGGCAGCCGUUCGAACCUCGCCAAGCACCGGCGUUCGCACGGCGACCGGCGUUCGUUCCGGUGCGGCGGCGGCGGCGACGGCGACGCCACCGCGACACCUCGCCGCUGAGCUCAUCGACACGGAGCGACGUGAAGCAUCGUCGCGUUAUCGGCGGCAGCGGCUUGUGGCGAAGCCUUCGGACAAAGACGGCAUCGUCGCGCGGCGCUUUCAGAUUGCGCUGCUUUUGCGGCCGUCUGGAACGCGCUCUUCCUUCCGAUGUGAGGAAGCCAUUGGGAGCUGUGCACUCUAGAGUCUUCACCUGGAUUGACAAACUCAUCUCUUCAGCACUUGUUGUCGUGUUUAGUUUGUUGACACCCACAUAGACCCACAGAGACCCACAGAGACUCACAGAGACACACAGAGACCCAUAGAGACCCAUAGAGACCCAUAGAGACCCACAGAGACCCACAGAGACCCACAGAGACACACAGAGACACACAGAGACACACAGAGACCCAUAGAGACCCACAGAGACCUACAUAGACCCACAGAGACUCACAGAGACACACAGAGACACACAGAGACACACAGAGACACACAGAGACCCACAGAGACCCAUAGAGACCCACAGAGACACACAGAGACACACAGAUUAGCAAGGUUGGCUACGUACGGCGGUGCGAAAGCAGCUCAACGGACAUCUUGAAAUUCACAGCCACAGCCACAGCAGCAAGGAGAUCCUAGAUUUGAAGCUUUCGUGACUGCAAGGAUUCAUACUCUUAGUUCUUUCGGUAAAGUCACGUAGGUAAAAGUUGAAAUUAAAAUUAAUAAAAAAUAAAAACAAUAAAAUCACGACGUUUCGGAGGCAACACAAGCGUCCGUCUUCAGGUGAAACUGUCACAGCAAAAAAUCUGUAUCAAGUGAAGAG